ACAACAUGAAGCUGUAAAUCUAUACUAUCAUCAGUGGCAGUACUGAACGGUGAUGAGGAGAUGAGAUCUGCUGGCUCUAUCUUUCCUUUCAUGUGCGUCUUCUGAUGGCGUGGGUUGUCGCAAGUUGCACCACUGUCUUUGCCAGCCUCAUUCUCUACCACUUUCUUUCUUCCAGCCGAAAGCAGAGCUUAGUAGAUGACCUGACAGAAACGGAUUCUGCACCAACAACACGUAUCCCUACAAUAGAGACACCCGCCGCCACCUUUACAGCCGAGAUGGCACAAGAGGAAACAGGAAAACACCAUGUGCCUUCUACUACCAGCGACCGGAGGAGCCCCGCCAAAGACACACAGACUUCUGUUGGAAUCCCUAUCGUGAACGAUCAGAGAACAACGGACUUGCCCUCGACCCGAAAGAGACCCUCCAGUCCUCCUCGUCUCAAGCCUCCCACUUUCGGAAACAUGGCAGCCCCUCCACGGCCUGGAAACGGGGCUUUGCGACCUCCUCCCUCUGCGGCGUCUUCUCUACGCGUCCCAGCGACGAAAGUCCUCUCAAAUGCCUUGAUGGCGCCUACGUCCUCGAUCAUGCCUCCGGGAAAGCAAGUUUCGCGUAAGGUCAUUUUAGAGCCAGGCCACUCACCGCUCGACUGGGCCGCCUUGACCUCGAAUCCCAAUAGCCAGCUGCGCGGAAAAGAUGCUCCCGACAAUCUGAUUCGGGUGGCACCUGCACAGUUGAAAGAGCAAAACGGGCGAAAGGGAAGAGACGCGUGGACCGUAUACCAGGGUAAAGUGUACAAUAUAACACCGUACGUGCCGUUCCAUCCUGGAGGAAAAGGCGAGAUCCUACGAGGUGCCGGCAAAUCAUCCGACAAGCUGUUCAUGGAGGUGCACCCUUGGGUCAACUGGGAUGGCAUGCUGAGCGAGUGUAUGGUGGGCAUUCUCGUCAAUGACGAGGAAAUCGCAGACACAAAGAGUGGUGGUCUUGACGACAUGGAUUGAAGAAGCAUGCAUACUGGCGUCGGAUACAUUGAACAAGCUAGAACUAUGAUACCCCUUUAGAGCGACCGCUGAUGAGCAGACGUGGCUGGAUGAUACAAGUAGAUAUAUAUGGAUUUUCA
This is a messenger RNA of Exophiala oligosperma, 1117 nucleotides long. RefSeq lists its product as uncharacterized. The transcript has a single exon. The record is from RefSeq and is a predicted model, not a curated record. Lineage: Eukaryota; Fungi; Ascomycota; Eurotiomycetes; Chaetothyriales; Herpotrichiellaceae. Bases 105 to 998 code for a protein of 297 amino acids. Gene Ontology annotation, molecular function: heme binding.